Molecule: messenger RNA, 1178 nt
Organism: Rhizopus microsporus ATCC 52813
Lineage: Eukaryota; Fungi; Mucoromycota; Mucoromycetes; Mucorales; Rhizopodaceae
Product: S-adenosyl-L-methionine-dependent methyltransferase
Exons: 6
Coding region: 58-870 (270 amino acids)
Molecular function (GO): methyltransferase activity
Source: RefSeq, a predicted model, not a curated record
AAAAUAAGAAGCUUUGUACCGUAAGUUCUUUUUCUUUUUGCCUUUACUUCACACAUCAUGGGCAGUUGUCUAUCAAUUUUACAUAAAACUAAAAGUACAAACAGCAGAAAACCUAAAGAUCGUGAUAUAUUGAGCAACGCAAUGACUGGACAUCAAAACAAAACUCUAGUUACCAGCAACCUUACAAAUCUGAAUAUAAAGCGAGAAUUUCAUGAUAAAAAACAAACCACAUAUUGGUUACCGAAGGAUGAUGAAGAGCAAAGAAGACUUACCGGGCAACACUUUGCUAUCAAGAGUCUAUAUGAAGGAAAUGUGCUGCCCAGCAUAACAGAAGCUUUAGAUUUUGAAAAGGGAAUAAAUAUUCUCGAUGCAGGAUGUGGCUCUGCUGCUUGGAUUAUGGAUAUGGUACAAGAAUAUCCUAAUUGUACCUAUCAUGGCUGUGAUAUAGAUGACAUUACUUACAAGAAUAUUGAUGUAAAGCAGUUCAUCUUUAGCAUUGGAGAUAUUACCCAGAGACUUCCAUAUGAGGACAGCACUUUUGACUUUGUCCAUAUGCGAUUCUUUGUUGUUGCUCUCCGUGAAGAAGACGAAUGGCCAGCAGCUAUAAGUGAAGCGAUUCGAGUUACUAAGCCUGGAGGAAUGAUACAGAUGACAGAAUUUAAUUUACAGUUGCCUACAGAUCCAUCCAAUUUGUUUUAUAAAACUAUGUCAGCCUGUAUAGACUUGUCAAAAUCUAAAGGACAGAACCCACACAUUGGAACUGAGUUGGAGAAAAUGCUUUCAAGGCACAAUAAUAUAAAGAUUGUUCAGUCUGAGGGUAGAUCUUGUGAUAUGAGUAAGUAUACAAGUCAGUUUGGGGGAAACAAUUAGUAGUUAAGCUAGUUUAGGUUCUGGUACACCUACAGCAAAGAUGUUUAUCUGGGAUUGUUUAGAAGGAAUAAAAGGCAUUCAGCCUAUAAUAGGUCCAAAGUUAGGAAUUAAUACAGAGGAAGAACUAGACGAUUUUAUAGUAAAAUACAGGCAUGAUUUGGAAACAAAAGAAAGCAGAUUUUACUUAAACUCUGUUGCCGUUCAAAAGCUCUAACGUACAUUGUAAUAAAUUGUCAUAAACACUAAACUUUUCAGAGUGUGUCAAUACCAAUCAAGUGUGUCCUAAUAAGCUUAUCUAGGCCCUUAGU